AUUUCAACUCCAUUUUCCUUCUUCUACUAUUCCAUAACUGGCUCACCUAAAAAUUUACUAUUCCUAUAAAUUAAUAUGGAAAACAUCAAAAUAUUAAUUAAUAGAUUAAGUAGAUGUCCAACAAAGGAUAAUGCCAAUGCUAUACUAACUAAAUUAUCGGCUUAUGGAGAGUCUCUACCCCAUCAUUUCCCCGAAUUUACUGGCACACUAGAUACAACAGCUGAAGAGAUCUUAAGAUUGACACAAGCUCAGAUACUUACGCGGUAUAAUCCUUUGAAGGUUGAUUCUGAUGUUAUUUGUGCAUAUAGAGCUGUGUCGUUGGGUAUUUUUGGAGACGAAAAGUAUCAUCUAUAUAUCAGACUUAUGGCCAGAAUAGAAAUGAUUCUUUUUAGAUAUAUAUACGACACCAAAGACCCGAAAUAAGUCCAC
Messenger RNA from Gordionus sp. m RMFG-2023, 429 nucleotides. RefSeq lists its product as uncharacterized. The coding region runs from base 76 to 423 and encodes 115 amino acids. The record is from RefSeq and is a predicted model, not a curated record. The transcript has 4 exons. NCBI's taxonomy places the organism in Eukaryota, Metazoa, Nematomorpha, Gordioida, Chordodea, Parachordodidae.